Molecule: messenger RNA, 1803 nt
Organism: Arachis stenosperma
Lineage: Eukaryota; Viridiplantae; Streptophyta; Magnoliopsida; Fabales; Fabaceae
Product: probable polygalacturonase
Exons: 6
Coding region: 265-1644 (459 amino acids)
Biological process (GO): carbohydrate metabolic process
Molecular function (GO): polygalacturonase activity
Source: RefSeq, a predicted model, not a curated record
UAAUCUGUCAUGAAAAUUUCUUACCAUAUCUACAUAGAUGUAUGCGGGUACAUUACUAAUGCUUAUAAUAUAAUAUAAUAAAUAAAUAAAAAUAAAUAUGCUCUAAAUUGUCCUGUCUCUGCUUCUUGUUCUGCUGCUGCUGGUGUUGUUGCUGCUUCUUCUUCUUCUUCUCUCUCUGCGCUGAAAGCUUAUUUGUUAUUUGUGUUGGUGCUUGGCCACUGUCUCUUCCUUUUGUCUUCUUUACUCCGCUUUGACCAACACAACAUGCUAGUGGCACUGGUGUUGCUGCUGGCAUUGAGCAAUGAAGUAAGAGUUAAUGGUUAUGGUGGUUCUGAGCAAUGUGAAUAUAGUCCAGAACUAGCUCCAAGACCACACAGUGUGUCUAUUUUGGAGUUUGGUGCUGUUGGGGAUGGAAAGACACUGAAUACCAUUGCAUUCCAGAAUGCAAUAUUCUAUCUCAAGUCAUUCGCCGAUAAGGGCGGCGCUCAGCUUUAUGUGCCGCCUGGACAAUGGCUCACCGGAAGCUUCAACCUCACUAGCCAUCUUACCCUCUUUCUAGAAAGAGGUGCUGUCAUUAUUGGAUCUCAGGAUCCAUUUCAUUGGGAAGUUAUUGAUCCUUUACCUUCUUAUGGACGAGGAAUCGAAGCUCCCGGUGGAAGAUACCUUAGCUUGAUAAAUGGAUACAUGUUAAAUGAUGUGGUCAUUACAGGCAACAAUGGGACCAUAGAUGGUGUUGGAUCGAUUUGGUGGCGAUCCUUUACUUCUCAUUCCCUGAACUAUAGUCGACCUCAUCUAAUCGAAUUAGUCGCAUCUAACUCGGUGGUAGUUUCAAAUAUCACAUUCCUGAAUACCCCUGCAUAUGGCAUCCACCCAGUUUAUUGCAGCAAUGUACAUAUUCACAAUAUUUCAAUAUCAGCUCCUUCAGAAUCCCCUUUCACUGUUGGCAUAGUACCAGAUUCUUCUGAUAAUGUUUGUAUAGAAGAUUGUACAAUUAGCAUGGGGUUUGAUGCAAUCGCACUCAAAAGUGGCUGGGAUGAGUAUGGCAUUGCCUAUGGCAGGCCUACAAAAAAUGUGCACAUCAGAAGGGUGCAUCUCCAAUCUUCUUCCGGCUCUACUCUUGCGUUUGGCAGCGACAUGUCCGGCGGCAUUUCGAAUGUCCUAGUGGAGCAUGUUCAUCUCUACAACUCAAAAACCGGCAUUGUGUUCAGAACCACCAGGGGAAGAGGUGGUUACAUGAAGGAGAUAGUUAUAUCAGACAUAGAAAUGGAGAACAUAUACCGAGCAAUCGCGGCCACAGGCCACUGUGGAUCUCAUCCUGAUGACAAGUUUGAUCCUAAUGCUCUCCCACACUUGGAUCAAAUUAUAUUGAAGAACAUGACUGGGACAAACAUCACUAUUGCUGGAACCUUUUCUGGACUAGAAGAAUCUCCUUUUACUAACAUAUGCCUUUCAAAUCUAAACUUCUCUCUCAAUUCUAUGUCUCCCUUUACAUGGGAAUGCUCAAAUGUCUCUGGAUUCUCUGAAUCUGUUGUCCCAAAACCUUGUCUUGAUCUUGAGACCCCUUCAGUUUCUUACACAGCAUGUUCCUCCAUGCUAAGCAAUAGAGCAAAGGCAACAACACAAGCUUCAUAUUCUUCUGCUUGAUGUCCAUGAAAAAAAAAAACGAAAGAGUGCCAAGACACAUUCUUUCCAAUAAGACGGUGGGGUUAUUUGGUUCUUUCUUUUUCUUCUAUUUUUUAUCCUUAAAUCUUCUCAAUAAGACAACAUCUGAGAGAAAAAAAAAUGAAACAACCAACAUAUUAU